Messenger RNA from Alosa sapidissima (American shad), 792 nucleotides. RefSeq names its product ropporin-1-like. The coding region runs from base 99 to 743 and encodes 214 amino acids. NCBI's taxonomy places the organism in Eukaryota, Metazoa, Chordata, Actinopteri, Clupeiformes, Clupeidae. The record is from RefSeq and is a predicted model, not a curated record. The transcript has 5 exons.
UUGCUACAGUGUGUCAUUAGCUAUUUGGCGUUUCCACUGGACAACCACUCUUCUCCUUUUGGUGUUGUAGCACUUCGCUUUAAGCCGCAUCUACUACAAUGUCCAACACGCGAAAGAAAGUAGUUAUCCCACCUGAGCUCCCGGAGCUCUUAAAGCAGUUCACCAAGGAUGCCAUCCGCACUCAGCCAGAAGAUCUCAUUCAGUGGUCCACAUUGUACUUUACUGCACUUGUCCAAGAAAAGCCAUUGCCUGUGAGGGACAACCUGGAGAAGGCCACUGCCCCAAACUCUAUGGACCUCACUCCACAGGCUCUUCAAGCUAUGCAUUCCCAGGUGGGAAGUAAUAGCAAAGUAACGAAGGGGCAGAUUGUAGAGGUGUGGAAGUCCUUUGGUUUAUCGCAGGACCUGCUCAAGCACAUCUUCGCUGUUGGCUCAUUUGGUGAUGAGAUUGAAUGGAUUAAAUUCUUUGCUCUUGGCUGUAGCUACCUAGGAGGGACCAUUAAGAAUGCCAUGGUCCACGCCUGCUACAUGCUCAAUUCAGACAGCAGCUGCCUUCCUCCAGACGCGGUCAUCCCCUACGACACCUUCCGCUACCUGUACACCUACCUGGCGGCGGUGGAUGGAGAGGUGGCUCAGACACAGCUGGACCGAGCCCUUUCCCAGUUAGAGUCACUUUCGAGGGAUAACAAUGGUGUGGUCAAGGUGACUGACUUCAUCAACAGCCGUACAAUCCGUUUAGGAUGAGAUUACUGAUGACACCAGGAUAAGAAAAAAUAAAAUAUAUGAACAGAAA